Molecule: messenger RNA, 2221 nt
Organism: Physcomitrium patens
Lineage: Eukaryota; Viridiplantae; Streptophyta; Bryopsida; Funariales; Funariaceae
Product: putative zinc metallopeptidase EGY3, chloroplastic
Source: RefSeq, a predicted model, not a curated record
AGCGUCCACGAGUAAGCAGCGGCUCUCACUUUGGCCAUAUUUCACUUUCGCGCAUGCGACAUGUGGGUACUUCUCAUUGCUUCCACACGGUUCUCGAUCGUAGCUCGAACAGCACCCCGGGCUUCUUCUCGUAUAUACAAGCUCAGCCGGAGGGAGAGGAGAUUUAUUCACGCCGUCAAUGGAGUUUCCAGCAUUCCCUUGAAAAUUUUGAGCUGAGUUGUGUGAUAGACUUGAGGCUCCCCUAGUACAUUUGUUUCGCAAGGGAGUGUGCUAUUGGGUGUACAGGAACUCGACCUGUGAAUUUGAUCUCGGGAUUUGUGGACAUUGUGAGGCAAAUCUCUUGUACAACAGACGAUUUCAAUUUUGGAAAUGGUGUCCAUGGCUACGCAGUUGCUAACAGUGGGCAAGCUCUCCACUCCUUUGGAAAGUCUGACUCAUUCAAAGCAGAGCUCUAACGCGGUACUUCGUCCUUCCCAGGUGUGGGGUCAACAACUAGCUAAUGGAGCCUCACAAUAUAAGCCUGUGAAAUACAGGCAAACGGAUCGGCUACUAGCAAGAGCUGAAGUCAAGGAUGAAAAGAGAAGCUCUCAGAAUGGAUCUCAACCAUCAGGAACGUCAACAGAGGAGAGGCCAAAACUACCAGGAGAACCGAAAAAGGACGACGUGCCGGAGAAGAAGCAAGAAAGAGACUGGAGGUUAGAUGAAGAUUUCAAGAAGUUCAUGAGCAAUCCAUCAAUCGAAUCUGCUUUGAAGCUGGAGAAAAAGCGCGCGGAAGAAAAAUUGCGAGACAUAGAAAACGAGAAUACAGGGAACUUCGUCAAAAAAUUAAUUAACAGCGUCGUUAGGAACUCGUUGGAGAGGGAGAAGGAACGGUUGGAUAAAGCCGAGCAAACAUUUGUAGCAUUGGAUUUGAGCAAGGUGAGGAGUUGUUUUGGAAUUGACACAUUCUAUGCGAACGACGUCCGACGGAUGGGAGAUGGCGGCAUCGUCAUUGGAAAUUUGCGAAGGCCCUUGGAGGAAGUUAAGCCAAAGCUGGAAGCCAAGCUUGCACAGGCAUGUGGUCGUGAAGUGGAUCUGUGGUUUAUGGAAGAAACCGUCGAUGAAGAAACCAAACAGGUGUGUGUGGUACAGCCGAAGGCGGAGAUCGACCUGCAGCUGGAAUCGCAAAGGUUGAGCACUUGGACUGGGUAUGUCAGCGCUGCGUUGCUGGGGGUGACGACGUUGGGCACAAUCAGUGUGAUGAGUGGUUUCUUCCUGACGCCUGAUGCAACCUUCGAUGACUACGUGAACCGCGUUCUUCCCCUCUUCGCUGGCUACCUCGGCAUCUUUGGGACCUCGGAGAUAGCUACGCGUUAUGUGGCAUCACGGUAUGGGGUCAAACUAAGUCCCACCUUCAUGAUUCCAUCGAAUUGGACUGGAUGCUUGGGCGUCGUCAACAACUACGAGUCUCUCUUACCCAACAGAAAGGCCUUGUUUGAUAUCGCUGCAACGCGCAUCACCAGCGCAUAUGUAACAUCCCUGGGCUUAGCCAUCACGGCAUUCUUACUGGAUCAGAGCUGGAAUGGUGGAGAGAACGCCUUAUACAUUCGCCCACAAUUCUUCUACAACAAUCCUCUCCUUUCGUUUGUGCAGUACGUGAUCGGACCAUACACUGAUGAGCUCGGCAACGUUCUUCCACAGGCUGUUCCCGGACUCGGUGUUCCGAUCGACCCUCUCGCAUUUGCUGGACUUCUAGGAAUUGUAGUGACAUCCCUGAAUAUGCUCCCGGCGGGCCGCCUCGAGGGAGGACGCAUCGCACAAGCGGUCCUGGGACGCCGCAUCGCAGGCCGCCUCUCCUUCUUCACGACCCUGGGACUGGGCUUCGGCGGUGUGACAGGGAGCAUCCUGAGCUUGGUGUGGGGCUUCAUUGCGGCGUUCUUCCGAGGUGGGGAGGAGCUCCCGGCACAAGACGAAAUCACGGCGCUGGGCAACGAGCGCAAGAUCUGGGCCAUCGCCCUCGCAGUCAUCUGCUUCCUCACGCUCUUCCCCAACAGCGCUGGCACUUUCCCCAGCUCCUUCUACACUCCCCCCUUCUUCCGCGUCGACGAUUUCUAAGCUCCAUAGCCAGGAUUUCGCCGCCCAUUCCUUCACUCUCCCCAGCUAGCAUCGCAUGAAACCAUCACACAUACACAAGCUGUGUAUUUAUAUUGAUUAAUUAUAUAACCUCCAGUUUCACCUUCUU